This is a messenger RNA of Myodes glareolus (Bank vole), 4085 nucleotides long. The record is from RefSeq and is a predicted model, not a curated record. NCBI's taxonomy places the organism in Eukaryota, Metazoa, Chordata, Mammalia, Rodentia, Cricetidae.
UAGCCAUCUUCCGGAACCACUGCAGCACCCAGAGGGCGCCCUCACCUCGAGCCGGGACCGCAGGUGGGAGACGCGGGACCAGGGGCGUGGUCUCAAGGGUGGGCUCGAGGGCGUGCUCUCGAGGGCGGGUCCGAGGGCGUGGCGCCGGCCUCGAGGUUCGGAGCAUCGCGGGCUGAGCGCGCCAGGAUCCGCUUUGCGAGCCGAAUCAGCGGAGCUUCGUUGGCCCAGCAGGCACAGGCUCCAGAGAUUGGACUCCUGUGAAAGACAAGCACACUGUCUAGUGCUCCAGUCCAGCCUGUUGGAGUAUUUCUAGUGCCAAGGUUCAUGACUGAGCUUCAUGAAAACUAUUGAGUUCCUUUUUCUUGGGAAGAUGUGAACAGAAAGUCUAUUCAGCACUGGUGGGGCAAUGGUGGUGGACUGAAGCGCUCCGCCUAGGUUUGUCUUGACUGUUGGAAAGCCUGCUGGGACAUGUCAUCGGUGCUGGAUGCCUGGUGCGCUACAGAAACUUGGCAGCAGGGCAGCUCUGAGCGAAUGCAGGAUGUCACCAGGAAUCAGGUCCCCGAGUCCAGACUUCCUGGGAUUCUAAAUGCACUGUCCUGUCUAGUGACAUCUUGUCCUACUGAUAAACUGGCAACUCAUCUGGCCACAACCGAGGGAAACUUAAGGAAAUACCAUUGGCAGCCAAGGCCUAGAAGAUUGCCCCAUCUCGAAGGGAAGUCUCUGACUGUCAUUUGAAAUGCUGAGAAAUUUGUUUCGGAGGAGACUUUUGUCUUAUCCUACAAAAUACUACUUCGCGGCGCUCGUCUUCUCUUUAGUCAUCUUCUCUGUCCUAAGAAUUCAUCAGAAGCCUGAAUUUGCUAGCAUCAGACACUUGGAGCUUGCUGGAGAUGAUGCUAAUAGCAACAUUAAUUGCACCAAAGUUUUACAGAGUGACCCCGAUGAAAUCCAGAAGGCAAGGCUUGAGUCACUAACAGUGAAAUUCAGGAAGCGCCCGCGGUGGACACCGCAUGACUAUAUAAACAUGACCCGCGACUGUGCCUAUUUCAUCUGGAUGCGCAAAUAUAUUGUAGAGCCCCUGAGUAAGGAGGAGGUAGACUUUCCAAUCGCGUACUCCAUAGUGGUUCAUCACAAGAUUGAAAUGCUUGAGAGGCUCCUGAGGGCCAUCUAUAUGCCUCAGAAUUUCUAUUGCAUUCACGUGGACAAAAAAGCAGAGGAGCCCUUUUUAGCUGCGGUAACGGGCAUUGCGUCCUGCUUGAAGAACGUCUUUGUGGCCAGCCAGCUGGAGAACGUCGUCUAUGCGUCCUGGAGUCGGGUUCAGGCUGACCUCAACUGCAUGAAGGACUUGUACAGCAUGAGUGCAAACUGGAAGUACUUGAUCAACCUCUGCGGUAUGGACUUCCCUAUUAAAACCAACCUGGAAAUUGUCAGGAAGCUCAAGUCAUUCCUGGGCGAAAACAGCCUGGAAACCGAGAAGAUGCCUCCCAACAAGGAGGAAAGGUGGAAGAAGCGACACACCGUUGUCGACGGGAAGCUGACGAACACGGGGGUGGCCAAAGCGCAGCCGCCGCUCACAACUCCUCUUUUCUCAGGCAGUGCCUACUUUGUGGUCAGUAGGGAAUAUGUAGGCUAUGUGCUAGAAAAUGAGAACAUCCAAAAGUUCAUGGAGUGGGCACAGGACACGUAUAGCCCGGAUGAGUACCUCUGGGCCACCAUCCAAAGGAUCCCUGAAGUCCCUGGUUCUCUCCCGGCAAGCCAUAAGUAUGACUUGUCCGACAUGAAUGCUGUCGCUAGGUUUGUCAAGUGGCAGUACUUUGAAGGGGAUGUUUCCAAAGGCGCUCCUUACCCACCGUGCAGUGGAGUCCACGUGCGCUCCGUGUGCGUUUUCGGAGCUGGUGACUUGAGCUGGAUGCUUCGCAAACACCACUUCUUCGCCAAUAAGUUUGACAUUGAUGUUGACCCCUUUGCCAUCCAGUGUUUGGAUGAGCAUCUGAGGCGUAAAGCCCUGGAGACCUUAGAACACUGAGUGCUGUCAGGAAUCCCGGGGAGAAUAAGGAUACACGCAGCGUUCCCCUCAUCCGCUUCCUUUGUCUCAUUUGGGGUCCUCCUUGGGGUGAUGAUUUUUAAGUCUGUGUCCGAGAAGCUGCAUGGAAUUGUGUAGGAUCCAGGUACAAGAGAGGAUGACACAGUCAGUGUUCUGGAGUCAAAAUGAGGAGAGAGGGAGGAUGGAUGGAGGCUGGGAAAGAUUUUAUGGACAGAGGGGACUCAGGUGACUGGGAAAGAGGCCAAAGACACAAUCAGCCUCCCCAGCUAAUCAAAGAAGCCAGGUACUUGAUCCAAAGGAGAUUUGAUUUGUGCCAAAAUUCUCUUGAGAAUUUUAAACACGGUAAUUUUCUUGACGUGAAUAAGUUUGUAGUAGCAACCAAUCACAAAGAUAUGUUUACCUUGUACAGUUUUUGGAACAGACAUUCAGUUUUACUAUUAAGUUUUCCUUGUAAGGAAUCUCCUUUGUGCUGUGACUCUGUGGGGUGGUGCCUCUGUGUCGUCUCAGGGGUUUAAAGUAUACUCAGCAUGAAUAUCUCUGUCUUUGUUUUUGCUUACAACCAUACAUACGUGUUUCCAAAAACAGGGGGAAAGGAUAAUUUCUAGCUCACCGGUUUCUAUGAUUUCUUUUAAGUUAUUAGAAGAUUCUAGGAGCCAGCUGGGUGUGAGCCUGUGAAGCAGGAUUGUUUAAGCUCAAGUGAUUAUAUAGGUUUCUGUGGUUCUGACUCUCAUCUCAAAUGAAAUUUUGUUUUCUCCCCAUCUUAAUAUUAUUUAGCUAAUUCUAAACUGCUCAGCCAGCAUUCUGAUGACUCUCCUUGUCAUUUACGUUAGAUUUUAAGCAGGAAUCAACACCGUGUACUUUUAGUUCUACAAUGUAGUCCACUUUAAUAAUCCAUGAGAAAAACCAUACCAGACAACUUUAAGGCAUUCAACUGAGAAAGUAUGUUUUCUGCCUCAAAGCUAGAAUAGAUUUUUCUUUUAUUGGCAGCUCUUGUCAUCAGAAAAGGCAGGAAUCGGUAGAUAAGCAGGGUUUUGUCUUGGAUCAAUAGAAACACGUUUGCUGCGAAACUGCAGCACCAAUGGUCCCAGCGGUGGGUGUUGUGUGCCCUCGAUGCUGGUUCCGGCUUCUUUCUUUAGUUUGUACCCAGGCUUUGUCGAAUGCCUCUUUACGGGGACAGGCUUCUUUACCUAUGAGGCAGGGCAUCUUUUGAAUCUCAAGUCAGGGAUGCCUGGUGACGUAAAAUUUGUGUGAGCAGCUGUAGCCGUACUGUAAGCAGCUUUUCUGUUUUGAAAACUGAAGGUAAAAGCAGCGAGCGGGUCCAGUGACCCUGACCUGAGGUCGCCAGCUGUUGACACACACAGCCCCAUUUGCUUCGUAUUGGAUGAACUCUAGAACUUUGCAAAACUGGAAAUAACAUUUAAGAAAGAAAUUACAAGUGUUUUUUUUUUUUUUUGAGAAUCAGGUAUUUCGAGUUAUUCCUCUAAACACUCAGCGUCGUACAACUGCAUUUAGUUCAGAAUUAAAUGGCAAGUUUGAGGGUCUCCUUUUUUCCCACUGUAGGAGUCAGACUAGGAUUCUAGGGUUCCAGAGCCCCGCAUUAAUGCUGUGAAGUCUCCACACCUCGUGAUACCUCACGUCCCGGCACCGCGCCCGCCGAGCUGUCUGAUGUUGCCGUGUCCCGAUGUCCCAUGCGGGGCGCCUGCGGUGUCUGUUUAUUGGCACUCAAUGAAUUUUGUUUUAAAAUUUUCCAUUAUGACUUAAAGCAAAACAAAAUUCAUACAGUGGGGAUAAAUAAUUCGAAGAACUUAAAAGGAAACUUGGAAAUGACACCGUAAGACAUUUCAGAAGAGCACAAUGCCACUUUGCCUUAUUUAAGUCAUUUCGUAUGUUAGUAAACACUAAUUUUAAUGCAGUCAUUAAGGUCUUUUAUAGAAAACUUCUAAAGUCAAUCAAGAUUUAUGUGUCAUUUGUUAAAAGUAAGUUAAUUUAAAAAGAUUUUACAUUAUUUUAUAGGCAACUGCCUAGGUUCUUUGAAGCCCAAGGU